AAGAUAAUUAUCACACAACAAAGACCUUCCCGAACGGGGAGUGGUAGGAACUCUUUUAGCAGAAUUCCCAAAGCUUUUCUUGUUAUUGGUUAGAUUUCGCUCGAGAUUAUCGCCACGUUAUCGUUGCGUGUGUUUGGUGUGUAUUCUGUGCUGUGUCACUCGCUGAAAGCCAAAUAAUACACGCAAAAUAUACGGAUCCCCUGAAAGGAUUGCGCUGUGCUAGCCCUCACGUAACCCGAGAUACCUAUUGCCUUAGGGUUUAUACCUACAACUUUACAAUCAUGGCAGAAGGGUCCUCACGUAUGACAGAGGGGAUGCUUUCCUUGUCUUGGAACAAUCACAGUGCGGCCUUCACACAGACGCUUGCUACUUUAAGAGAAAAGGAGAUUUAUACUGACGUGACCUUGGCAUGUGGUGGGAAGUUUUAUCCUGUGCAUAAGCUUGUGUUGUCAACUUGUAGUGACUAUUUUCUCCAAAUGUUUGAGAGAACAUCUUGCAAACAUCCAAUCAUCAUAUUGAAAGAUGUACAGUGUCGAGAAAUGGAGGCUUUGUUGAGUUACAUGUAUGAAGGCAUAGUCUGUGUGCCUCAGAGUGACUUGACCCAGUUGAUAAUGGUUGCAGAGGCCUUACAGAUUAAGGGAUUGGCAGUUCCUGAUGAAACUAUGUGUACAAAUAAUAGAUUAUCAUACACUUGGAGUCCAACAGAUGAUCGAAUAAGCCCUCAUGCAAAGCGUCUGAGACAUGGUGACAAUGGUGCUGGUGUAUUUUAUCCAAGAUACCCUGACAACCUUAAACCGAAGACCUUGACUGGCAUACCUUCAUUCUCAUCUGUACCACCUCAGACCCUUAAUUCCACUCCAUCUGUUCCUAGCAUUGGAAAGCAUGUUCAGCACAAUGUUCGUCCAUCUUACACCACUGUCCGUUACUCGCCAUAUUCUAGAGAAUCAGAACGCCAGCAAGCAUCUCCAAAACAGAUUCAGACAAUAAGUAUGAAAGAAUUUUUAGGAAUGUUUAAGAGUGACCAAAAGCAGAGCGAUUUGAAACUGCCUGGUUCUCAGAAUGCAAGUGAAGGAACUACCACCUCACAGAUGGAUACUUGCUCUACAUUUGCUGAUAAUGAUAAGGAAAUCAUACCAGAAGCUAUGGUAAAAGUUGAGGUUGAAGAGGGAACUGAACCUGUUCAUGUGGAAGACCUUGCGGAGCCACCUUGUAGUGAUGCUGAAGCUAGCCAUGUUCAUUCCCAACAUACAGGAGAAUUGCUUAAAUCUGAACCCUCUACUGGAGAAGGGGAGAAAGGCGAGUCAAGUAGAGAAAUUUCUGAAGCUUCUACCUCCAAGGCCUUUGACAAAUCAUCAGAUGCAGGCAACACAUUCACAAAAUCAAGCAGUGGAGACAGCCAUUCACAGAAUGUGAAAGUUGAGAAGCCAGAUGUACCAUCUGUUUCCUCUAGCAAUCGUGAAGCAAGUGAAAAUACACCACCUAAAACUAAUGUACAGGAUGGAACCUCGAAUUGGGCUGAGGAUGAAGAUAGUUCUCAUCCUCUUGAUCUCUCUGAUGCGCAGAAAUAUUCACAGAUGGUGAGUGCUGAAAAGGAAUAUUCAAGAAUGUUUAAACAACUCUACAAUGUGAAACUAGGAAAGUAUUCAUGCCCUCACUGUAGUUACAAGACUACACACAGUGCAACACUUACAAAACAUCUGCGAAUGCAUACUCUGGAAACACCUUACUCCUGUCCAUAUUGCCCAUUCAGGGCCUUUCUUCAUGCUCACUUACAGGAGCACAUGAAUACUCAUAAAGGUGGAUCUGAAGGUGGACACUAAGUUAUACUAAGGAACCAUAUCCUGAAAAUUAAAAAAAAAAAUCAUUCCCACAAUUAGUUUGAGAAAGCAUCCAUAUGUAAAAUGUGUUAUCACCUUCAUUAUCACAUCAUUGUUCAUGAAACUUCAUUUCAUUAUCAACAUAUUCAUUCGUAGAUAUUUGAAGUUAUCUGUACAAUUGUAGUAUUGUCAUCUUUUGUACCCUUACUAACAUAUAUUAUAUUUUGAGUUCAUAUAGCUAAUAGUAAUCAUAGUGUUGUCCUAGAUUUUAUAUAUUUGUAUCGCUGUGACUAACAGUUUCUAAAACUGACAAGACUUUCCCUUCAUCCUUUGUCCAUUAUAAACAGCAACAUCUCACUAAUAUUGUAAGUCCCAGGACAGCAGAACAUCUGCAUCUGUAGAGGUUUGGAAAAAUGUGUCAGUAUUAGAUGUAGUGUAAUUAUGGAUAUGGAAUGAUGUCCAAGUUCUCUAUUUAAAAAAUCAGUUGUCAGUGUUGAUUGUGUGGUCCAUUAUAUUUCUUUAAGUAAUGUGUGUUUGAAGCUAAGUUCCUAUCCACAAAUCAAAAUAUGUAUGCUGGUUUUAAUUUGAAAAUUUACAAGUAAGUAGCCUCUAAAGAAAUUACAAUUAAGUAGUGGCUUACUUAGUAUUUCAUAGACAAAAUUGGGAAAAAGUCAUAUCUUCAAGGAAAGAUGUGGAAAUUUUAAAAAGUAACAUGUAUGAGUGAUGUAACAUUAUUAAGCAUAUUGUUGGGAAUCCAAUUGAACUUGAGAAACAAAAGUUUUACAAAUCGGAUAAGUGACAAUUGUACUCAACUACAAUAUGAUGAAUCUCAAUGACAAACUACUUUGAUGCUAAGGUCCUGAGUUUUGUGACCUCACCAGGACCUUUGUGCUCAAGUAAUUACUAUAUUAUCAGUGGAAUGCCAAGAUAUCUGCUGCUUAUAAAAUUAGCAAUCUUUACAAGUCAGAAAUAUUGUUUACCCGUUGACAAUUUGAAUACAGUCAUACAGCAUGAACGGCCAUUUCUUGGGUUAAGAAAUUAAACAGUAAAUUUAAGUAAAUUGUUUUCAAUUUUCAUUGUUCACUUCACUUUAGAGGAAGAGGCAGAUUCUCAUAAUUAAAUAUCCAAAGCUUGAACUGUCUGAAAGCAUUUUUUGAAAGAUUUAAUUCAUGCUUCCAAAAUCUUGCGCAUUUGAGUUUGUAAAUUUAAAUUUGUUUACCAAUAUGAGUUUCAAUAAGCUGAACACUAAGAAAAUUAUUAAUCGGCAAAUAAUUAAGUGCUUCCUUAACUUAGGGCAAAUUGAUCUUGCGGUGCUUUUUCAGUGCUGUUAACAGUGUUUUACAGCGCCAUUGAGUGUACUAACAGCAAGAAUAGGCAUCAUUUUAACUGUGCUUAUGGCGCUGUAACUUGAUCAAGUUAUGGUGCUAUGAGCACUGUUAAAGCAAAGGAGUCGCUUACUGCACGGCGCUGGAAUGGAUCCCCUGCCGUAGGUUAAGGACGCACUACAAAAAAAUUAUAGUCACAAGGAAAAUACCAUAGUAAAUGGUUAGCAAAUCAGCCUCUUGAAAAACAUGCAUUAUGGGUAACUUUUAAAUUAUCAUCAUAGGGAAUCAAAAUUUUUACAGUAAAAUUGUGUACAUCUUGAUAUUAAUAAUUUUGUUACAUCUAUCAGCUGGCUGUAUUACUAUUUCGUUUUCAUUCUAAUCAGUUAUCAACUAAUCAAUGUUUUAAAAUAAAAUUUAUUUAAUCAAUGUACAUUCAGUAAUUAAACUUGAUAAGGCAUUCACAUCCAUACCAAAUACUAGCCAGAGUCUUAUUAAUAUGAAACUCAAUAUUAUGUCAAAACUAGGAAUGAUAGUAUGUAAUCUAUUUUAUAGUUUUAAGGACUUUCCCAAUGUUAAACUAAAUCUGUCUUGGCUUACAACCUUUGGAAUAUUUAUUCAGUGAGGUGAGUUAUCUCAUUUGUGAAAAACAAAUAAAUUUAUUGUUUUUAGAUCUUUAAGAGAUUUAUAAAAAAAUGCAACAAGAAAUCAGAUUUGGGCUGGAAGAGGCCUGUAUAUUCUUACCAAGAAAUUAGCCUAUCACUGUAUUGAAAUAAGCUGUUCAUGGUUUGUCUAAGUACAUAUUGUACACCACUUUUAGACAAAAUUUGUAGGAAAUGCUUUGUUCUCAUCUACCCACAUUUGAAAGGAUGUGUGAGUUGGAAAGUGGAUGUAAAUACAAGACAGAAACAAGCAUAAGAAUGAACUUGAUGAUGAGUAACAGUGUGGUGACUGACAACUGAUUAUCAACCAUGGCAGGGUUUAAUAGACCUAAUUGACAUUGAAAGUGAUUUUGUAGUGUACAGAAAGAUAUUUGUAUAAGGCCUACAUAUUCUGCUUGCUUUGUUGCUGGAGGUGUGGUUCAUACUAAUAUUGAAAAUGAAGUGCCAUAGAGAAACCAGGGUCGUGUAAAUUAGGUUCAUGUUAAGUCUUAGAGGGUAUCUGCAAGAAAAAUAUAUUAGUAAACUGUAUAAUCCAAAAGUUUGCACAAAAAUAAUACAUUAAUGUAAAUGUAAAUUGUGAUAUAUAUUGGAUCGCAUGCUCUUCUUUGUAACUAAAAAUUUCCAUUUAAUAUUGUCCCUUUACGCAGUGCAGAGGAGCAGUAUCCUAAAAAUAUGAGAAUUUAUAAAUAUCAUUCCCAAAAUAUACAAAUGUACAAAAGUAUUGCAUGUUGAGUGUAAAAUGUGUAUUGUAGAACUUUUUUUUUUCUUUGCCAAACAAUUCAAAUCUUGUAAAAUAUGGUUUAGGUUUAAACAAACUUCACAUCACUGCUAAAGUGGUCUCCCCACUGAAAAUAGGCUUUCAUACUCUUAAAAGUAAUUUUUGCCAAAAAAAAUUUAUCCAAGGGCCCAAAAAUUACAAGUAACAUUAAAUCAAAUGUGACAGAUGACGGACUAUUUAAACUUCAUUGAAAUAGUGGUAGUCACGUCCCUGUUGAUGAUCAAAUUCGUUUUUUGGGAGCAGCUUGGAUGAAAAAUACUUUGAUUUCUUUCCUUCAUUUUGGUUUUCAUUAUAGUCUGCUAAACAAAAUAAUUAUCAUGUAAUAAUCAUAGGUCAAAGUGUAGAAUUUGUGUGACAAUUAUAUUUUGUGGCUUGUAAGGGGAUUUACUCCUAUUCAUCUGUGGUAUAUUUUCUUGACAGUCUGUCCUUGAGCUGAGAGUUCUUCAUUGGCAGUCAUUCAUAUUGUACUGGAGUGCAUUGAUGAAGUGCAGUGAAUUACUCUUAUCCUAUCAAUUUCAGGGACAUCAUCUAAAUUGGUUCACUCCUCCUCCUGGGAAUCUUGAUAAUACAGCGAGAAAUAUUUUUAAGUGCCAUUUAUUUUGCAAAUACAGUACAUAAAUAUACUAUGGACUGUUGAAAUGUUUAAAGCUGUGUAUGUGGUUAGGGAAUUUUGUCAUUCAAUUGUUUUAUUCCACUUGCUGUACACUUCUGAAACCGUAAAACUUUACAGAAAAGAGAGUAUGGAAUCUGGAAGAAGUGACUUUUUAUAGUCCAUGGUGGAUCUGCCAUUAUGUAACCCCAUUACUAUUAGUGAAGUAGCAAUUGUAUUGUCUAAAUGUACAAACAGCUUUAUACUGUUUUUAGUGCAUUAUUAGUACAUUCAAAAAAGCAUUAAUUAGGCUAUAAUCCCAAAGCAUUUAUUUUGAUGUAGAAGUUUAUGUCAAAGACAACCAUCUUCCUCUUUAAAAAAAAAAGUAUGGUAAUAUUUGCAAAUGGAAAUCCAUAUCUGUAAAUAAUUGCACAGGUCUGUUAUUUCUAAUAGGACAGCUCUGAUGUUAAAUGGACUUCAGUGGUUAUCUACAAUAGCAAGAACUUGAAAGAAGGAUAAAAAAUGUUAUUAUUUUAAAUUAAAAAUUAGGUGAAUCUUAAAUGAUUAAGAAUUACAUUUUAAAAGUCUUGGUGUAUGGAUGACUUUGUAAUAAGUACCUGCACACCAGUUUGCACCAUUUCAUGAAACUUGAAAAUGUUUUAAUGAAACAUUUGUUGACCAUAGUGAUUUUCAUAAUACAAAUACAGUACUCUGGACAAUAAAUUUUAGGUUACACUGAUAAAAAAGAAGACCAGUUCAAAAUAAUGAAAUGACAAUCUAGAAUUUACAUAUAAAUGCUAUGGUUUUGUAUAGAAUACUACAACCUAAAAUAAUCGGUUUUUGCUCAACAAAUUUUUUAUGAUAAUAUCACAUAUCCUUUUAUUAAAGUUCAUAAUAUGAUAUUAACCAUGCCUCCCCCCCUCAAAACCCUAUGGUAAAACUGUAUUGAAGCUUCUACAGUUUAUAUAAUUCAAACUGAGAAAAGGUUUUUUUUACAGUGAGGUAUGCCUAAUGACAAAAACCAGGACUUAAAAUCCCAUCUUGCUGUUAUAUUGUUCAGUUUGUAACUUUCUUGCAGAACAGAAUUACAGCUUGAACAUGUUAAUGAGAACUGUCAGCUUGUAAACCAAGUAGAAAUGGUUUUGAACAACUAUAAUGUCUACCCUUGCCUAGUCAUGAUUUUACUUCAAUUUGGUACCAUCUUUUCUUGAUUUUCUUUACUAAAACUUCAUUUUGCCAUCCAAGUUGGGUAGUUUGUUUUGUUUGUAUAGUGUUUUUACGUUGCAUGGAACCAGUGGUUAUUCAGCAACGGGACCAACGGCUUUACGUGACUUCUGAACCACGUCGAGAAUGAACUUCUAUCUCCAGAAAUACACAUCUUUAACACCUCAAUGGAAUGCCCAAGAAUCAAACUCGCAUCCACCGAGGUGGCAGGUCAACACCAUACUGACUAGGCCAAUGAGUCACUUUCCAGGUUGAGUAGAUAGCCUAACCUUCCUUCAGGUCAAAAGCAACAAGCAAUUUUCACAUGCUUAUUGAUAUUAUGAAACAGUGUAUCAAAACAGCCAUAUUAUUAACGUUUAACAUGAAAACAAUGAAGUGGGCUGAAGUAUGCCUUAGUGAAUUACUAUUGUACUGUCUACAUUGCAUGAUGUCAGGUCCCAUAUAUGCAAUGGUAAAAUGCAAACACGCUUAAUGCUUCCUGGACUGUCAGUCGCUUAUCACAGACUGCUCAUAAAAUAUGUAUUUUCCCUCUUGCUGACACCCUGGAUGACUUGCACUAUGAUUACCACUUGAAUUGUUUUAUGCCUAUGGAAAUUAACUCCUUUAUUAUUGUUACAUGAACAAUUGUGCCCUCUAGUUCAAUUUUCUUCUUUUCCCAGAAAAAGAUUUUGUAGUAUGUUGCUUUGUUAAAUUCCUAUAGAUGGUGCUCCUUUACCACAAGUUAUGUUGUAAUUCUCUAAUACCUUUAAAAAUGUGUUAUACUUUGUAAAGAUAGUAGUUAUAUAAUUGCAGAUCUAAUUAAUUGUUAAAGAAUAAAUAACUUUAAGUUUACAUAAAA
Molecule: messenger RNA, 7230 nt
Organism: Macrobrachium nipponense
Lineage: Eukaryota; Metazoa; Arthropoda; Malacostraca; Decapoda; Palaemonidae
Product: zinc finger protein 236-like
Exons: 8
Coding region: 282-1820 (512 amino acids)
Biological process (GO): regulation of transcription by RNA polymerase II
Cellular component (GO): nucleus
Molecular function (GO): protein binding
Source: RefSeq, a predicted model, not a curated record